Messenger RNA from Spodoptera litura, 1008 nucleotides. RefSeq names its product spermine synthase-like. Lineage: Eukaryota; Metazoa; Arthropoda; Insecta; Lepidoptera; Noctuidae. Gene Ontology annotation, molecular function: spermine synthase activity. The record is from RefSeq and is a predicted model, not a curated record. Gene Ontology annotation, biological process: spermine biosynthetic process.
GCCUCUGGUAGCUCAUAGGUAGACGUGCUGCAUCGUCGACCACAUUAUCGCUUACCACCAGGCAAAAUAGUGGCCAACCAAGUAUAAAACAAAACUUGUACGUAAGAGUAACCUACUUAGCAGCUAUGAUAACUCUUUAAUUUCCACAGGUGAUUGUAGAGGACUGCAUGCUGACUGUGAACAAGUUUAUCGCUGAUGGCAAGAAGGUGGAUUACAUAUUUGGGGAUUUGACUGACAUCCCUAUCUCGGAGUCUGCGUGCGGAGAGCUCUGGGAGUUUAUGAUUACCAUCCUUAACUCCUCAUUCAAGAUUCUCAAGCCCAACGGGAAGUUUAUGACCCAUGGCAACGGCGCCACUUCCCCGGAAUCUCUGGAGCUGUACGAGCAGGAACUUGCCAAGCUGAAGCCGCCGGUCAAAUACACGAAGAGCAAAGCCUUCGUACCAUCGUUUCUGGAAGACUGGUACUUCUACCACAUAUCCUUCGCAACCACCGACAACGGGGAUGCUUAACACCACACCAAAGACAUAAAAAUAUUCACAUUUUUACUAAGUCAUAUUAAUGCCAUAUUCCUAGGUAUAAACACCACACAUAAUAAGUUAGAAGCAGUGUUCAGAUUAAAGUGGAAUCACACUAUGAUACCAAACAAAAAUAUUGAUAUGUUUCACAUAAAAACUUUAUGUGAUUUCACUUUGACCUGGACAAAGCAUAUGGUUUCUAUGAACGAAAUUAAAGAUGAUUUUGUUAAGAAGUUAUUUUUUAUUAUUAAAAUUAAUGUUUUCCUGAGUUGUAGACUUGAUAUACAUUUGAGCAGCUCCGCCAAUGACCCGAGGCCCGAGGUUGGCGCACCGUAUGGUAUUGAGGCAGCUAGUACGCCUGUAGCUUGUAAGAAAUGUAGUCACACUACACAAUUUUCCGUAUUAUUAGUUUUAGUUCGAAGUUUACUGUUAUUUCUAUUGAUAUGUGCUCGUUCCUUUAUUUGUUUUAUGAAUAUUAAAAGUAUUUUAACGA